This is a messenger RNA of Penicillium nucicola, 879 nucleotides long. RefSeq names its product thioesterase family protein. Lineage: Eukaryota; Fungi; Ascomycota; Eurotiomycetes; Eurotiales; Aspergillaceae. The record is from RefSeq and is a predicted model, not a curated record. Bases 1 to 879 code for a protein of 292 amino acids. The transcript is spliced from 2 exons.
AUGACUGUCUUGAGCACACUUGGAGUGGAUGAUGGCUACAUGCAGUAUGCCCUUCUCGCUGCCAUUGCAGGAGUCCUCUUUGUUAAUCUCAAAGCACUUCCGUUUGUGUGGCAUUUACGAGUGAUCAAGGGUCUCUCUACUCAAUUUUUCGGAUCCCGACUUUAUCCCCGUCAACUUACUUCUAAUGGAGUGCUCGUCGACGAUGUAUCUGGGGGAAUACCUCUCAUCUUUUCCUACAUGGUGACAUCGCACCAAAACGCUCUCAUGGAAUGCGACUACAAUAUGCACAAGUCGAACAGUACCUUCUUCUCCGACAUGGACAUCAACCGCGCGCAACUUCUCCUGAGCCUGUUCCCUCGUCUGCCACGCUGGGCACCUGAAGUUGAGACGGAUAAACUCAACACCAAAAAGGCUGAAAGAGUCGUUAGCGUUGCGCUAGGUGGAACGUCUUGUGUAUUCAAGCGUGAGAUUAAACCUUUGCAGAAAUAUGAGAUCUGGUCCCGGGUAUUAUCAUGGGACUCCAAGUGGCUCGUGCUAGUUACCUACUUUGUCAAGGCUGGAACACAUAAGAGGGUGAUGAAAGGCUUGCGAAAGGGGGAGGAAACGAAGGACGGAUCUGAAGCUCAGAAAGCAAUUCUUGCUGUCGGUGUGAGCCGGUAUGUGUUCAAGGAUGGGCGGCGGACGGCACCUCCGGAGGAGGUUUUGAAGCACAUGGGCCUGUAUCCUUCUACUACUGCAGAGGGUGACGAGCAUGAUAUAUACUCCACCUUGAGACAACCGGGGUCAGAUGCGGUUGGGUUCUUUGGUUCUUUAGAUUCGCUGCCCUCGCAUUUCGGCGAUGCCAGUUCAUCAAUCCUGGGACACUACAGUGAUCUUUAG